CCCAGGUUGACACUUUGCGGCCUGUCGCGAUGCGUGCUUGGUUGCUGGGCUCAGCCGGGGGCCGGCUGCUGGCGGCACUGGGAGCCGGGGUCCGGGACGCAGCGGCCAUGGCUGGGGGCAGCAUGGGGCAAAGGAUGGUCUGGGUGGAUCUGGAGAUGACCGGACUGGACAUAGAGAAGGACCAGAUUAUUGAGAUGGCUUGUCUCAUAACUGAUCCUGAUUUAAACAUUUUGGCUGAGGUAGGUUUGGUGAUGGAUGCCUCUUUCUUGCAGUCUGGCCUUACUAAGGCAGUGAAAGAAAGUACAAUUUCAUUGCAGCAAGCAGAGUAUGAAUUUCUGUCCUUUGUACGACAGCAAACACCACCCGGUCUCUGCCCUCUUGCAGGAAACUCUGUUCAUGCAGAUAAGAAGUUUCUUGACAAAUAUAUGCCUCAGUUCAUGAGGCACGUUCAUUACAGGAUAAUUGAUGUGAGCACUGUCAAAGAACUUUGCAGGCGCUGGUAUCCAGAAGAAUUUGAAUUUGCACCAAAGAAGGUGGCUUCUCACAGGGCACUCGAUGACAUCAGGGAAAGCAUCAAAGAACUUCAGUUCUACAGAAAUAGCAUCUUCAAGAGGAAAACAGAUGAAAAGAAAAGAAAAUUAAUAGAAAAUGGAGAAAGUGAUAAAACUGUGAGCUGAUCUUCCAUCUCACAAUGCCAUCCCAUAGUACCACUGGAUGUAUCUCCUGUUGUUUUUCUGUUCACCAGUGUUUAAGGAAGAGGCUUCUUUCAGUUUCCUUGUUUCUUAACCAUUAGGAAAGCAGCAGUAAUUCAGACUUCUGUCUGCUUUAACAUGUUUGAGCUGUGAAUUGGCCAUUUAAGUCUCAGCAGCUCCUUUGUUUUAUGUACCAGAUCACUUUUGCUCUUUGAUACAUCUCUUCAUUUACUUCUAGAUGCACUCUUUUGUUACAAAAUAAAACCAGUCCUGCUGAAA
Chrysemys picta bellii (western painted turtle) is the source of this 971-nucleotide messenger RNA. NCBI's taxonomy places the organism in Eukaryota, Metazoa, Chordata, Testudines, Emydidae. The record is from RefSeq and is a predicted model, not a curated record.